Molecule: messenger RNA, 2115 nt
Organism: Schistosoma rodhaini
Lineage: Eukaryota; Metazoa; Platyhelminthes; Trematoda; Strigeidida; Schistosomatidae
Source: the annotation of a GenBank genome assembly
AUCCAGAACCCUGUUUAUGUGUAUCGCAGUCUGAGUUUAAUCAGGCUAGAUAUUUACUUUAAUUAUCUAUCUACCCACUAGCUGGAAAAACAGUUUUUGAUAAUAUAUAACCGGUCGAUCAUCCACCAAAGACAACUGAAGAUGGUUUUACAAUGUCUUUAAUUGGUUGCACUAAAUUGAUUGAUCUAAAGGUUGAACUCUCGCUAGGAAACAUGGUGGUCCUGAGUUCGAUCCCCGCCGGGGUUGUAAAUAUGCACUAUUGAAAGUCCCAUACUAGGACGAAAAAGAUAUCCAGGGAUCGCUGGUCUUCAAUAGUCAUCUAUAUUAAGUCGGUUCGUGAUCUCAAUGAGAGUGAAUAAUUACAGCAAACCCCCAUACUCACAUUUAAUUAUCAUUGGCGCAAAUAGUUGCUUUCCCUGACUAAUAAUUUGUGUCUUCUGUUUUUAUUUUCUCUGUGAGGUUAAAAAUUCGUUGUGGCUAUUUAUUUUCUCCAACAAUAAAGCGAAAGAUCAUGCUACCUGUGGACCCAUAAGUAUGAUGAAGCUUCUUGAAUUAUCUACAUAUGGUAUGCUUUAAUUACAAAUACAGGUUUAAGUGAUGCGAAAUCCUAAAUUCAGUAAUCAGAAAUACCAAGACUUUUAACAGAACAACUUACUUUAAUCAAAUAACAAGAAGCAUAGAGUUAUACCCUUGGAAGUUUUUAUCAUAUUGAUAACUCAUUAUAAUAUGUUGGCUGGCUACUUCGAUACAAGUGAUAGUUAUGCCUAAUAAAUUUAUGAUUACUGAAAUUCUUCAAGAUUGUAUUGAAAAAUCAUCAAUUACAUUAAAUAACUCUUCAAUUGAUACUACUCCUUUACUUACAUAUUUCAUCAGUUCUACAUCAAGUCAUCAUCCACAAUGUACAAUUUCUACAAUUAAUAGUCUCACAUCAAAUAACUCAAAUUCAUCCAACAAUAUUCAACAUACUAUUUCAUUCAUAGAUCAUAAUCAUAUUGGGAACCAUAAAAACUAUGGAAUACAAAUAGGAUUAUGUUCUGAUUCAUUAAACCUAUUAAAUUCAAAGGUUUACACAGAGUAUUUACCAAAUAUAUUUAAAUCCGAAAUGAAUAAUCAUUUACUCAGUCAACCAACACAAAACGAAACUGAGAAUCAAAUUAGAUUAAGUAGCAAUAAUAGCUGUUUAACAGACUAUCAUCAUCCUCAUUCUAUGAAUGAUAAACAAUUUAGAGAAGAAUUUUUAAAACUUUUCAAUCUAAUAAUUUUUAAACAAACUGAUGAAAGUAACUUUCCACAAGACAAACGAACUGAAGACAAUCAAUGUGAAGAUGAUAAGGAUAAGAAUUUGUUAUCAGUAAAUGAUACUAAGAAAAAUUCUUUAUAUAAUUUUCCAAAAGUUCUAGAUCUGUCGUCUCCAAAAAUGAACCAAACUAAUCGAUCUAAAUAUCAACGUAACUUAUGGCCUUUAAUAUUCAAAGAACUGGGAUUCAAUUGUAAGCCAAUGAUUGCGAUUGAGGAUUAUCAUGAACGUAGCAGUAGUGAUAGUAAUAGCAAUAAUCAAUUUUCGAAAUCAAAUAAUCUACUCAAUUGUGAAUCUUCUGUCAGUUAUGCAAGUAUGCUUGAUAUGGUUAAAUCAGAUGAUGAUGAUGAUCUAUCACAGAAAUGGUGUUUCAAAUCUGAUACAAAUACAAAAACAAGUAGUUACAACGAAAAACGGUUGAUAAGAAGAAAAUUUCGUAAAAGUUUUCUACCUAAAACUAAUCAAACAUCUGAAUUUGAACGUAAACAUAGACAAGCUUAUUCAACAGAUCAACUUGAACGUUUAGAAACUGAAUUUGAAAAAGACAAAUAUUUAAAACUUAACAGACGAAUUGAAUUAUCAAAUGAAUUAAAUCUUACUGAAACACAAAUUAAAACAUGGUUUCAAAAUCGUAGAACUAAAUGGAAAAAGAAAUUAUACUGGUUGAAUUCUGCAAGUCAAUUUUCAGUAAAUUCUGUUAAACAUGGAAACAGUUCAUGGUCAGUAGCUAAUAAACCCACUACCAACAAUGAACAGGAGUCUAUAAUGAAUAACUAUUAUACAAGUUUUAUAUCUACUCAGUUUCAUUGAUGAUAAAC